UAAAAAUUAACAAAAAUAUGAAUUUAUUAACAUCUUUAAUUUUUUUGAUAACAUUUUACCGAUUGACAAUAUCAUCAGCUUCUAACGUGACAAUUUUUAACGAUUCAGAGGAAUACAAUACUACGUUGACCCUAAAGAAUAGUUUGAGCAAUUUAAUCGAUUUAUUGGAACAAUUGAUCAAUUCUUCCAUCAUCCGACCUAAGUCUGCCAUUGCGAAUAACCCUUCCAACUCACAAAUAAUUGGCAACGACCCUAAGAAUGAUGUAUUGGAUUAUAUAGAAAACGAACUGGAUAAUGUGAAACGAGAUUUCGAUUUACAACGUCAUGAUGACGAUCUCAACUAUGAGCCUGUCAAGAUGGUGUGUUAUUUCACCGGAUGGGAUCAAUGGAAGCAACCCCCUUACAAAUUUCUAACAUCCAGUGUUGACCCAUUCCUAUGCACUCACAUAAUUUAUGCCUUCAGCAAGAUAUCCCCCGACUGGAAAAUGACGGUUUACGAACAUAAUGCUCAUGAACAAUACAGGGAAUUAGUGAAUCUCAAAAACACGAAUCCGAAAUUAAAAAUCAUGUUGGCUAUCGGCGGCUGGACACAUGGUGGAUUAUCAUUCAGUCUGAUGGCAGAGGACCCAGUAAAAAGAUUGGCAUUUAUAACCGACGUAGUUCAACAGCUGAUACAGUUCAAUUUUGACGGCUUUGAUUUGGAUUGGGAAUAUCCGGGCAACACGGAGAGAGGAGGAAGGAAAAUGGAUAAGGACAACUUUUUGACACUAGUCAAGGAACUAAGACAAGCUUUCAAUUCUAGCGGGAAAAAAUUAUUGCUAACUGCAGCGGUAUCAGCGGGCAAAGAUAAAAUAGAUUUCGCUUACCAUAUUCCGGAACUUAACAAAUAUUUGGAUUUCUUUAAUCUACUGUCUUACGAUUUUCACGGAGCUUGGGAAAAUGUAACGGGGUUAAAUAGUCCUUAUAAUUCAACGGGCGAUUAUUAUAGUUUGACCUGGGCCAUCGAUUAUUGGAUCAAAAAUGGAGUUGAUAGGUCAAAACUAAUCCCAGGAAUGGCUACAUAUGGUAGGAGUUUCACUCUUCAUCAACCCUUGCAGGAUGAAAGCACUCUUAUUAGUGACACAAAUAAGUCAGCGUUAUUGAAUUUGCCCGCAAAAGGGCCUGGUAAGGCCGGGAAAUUAACACUAGAACCAGGAGUCUUGUCUUAUUACGAGAUUUGUAGACACCUGAAAAAAGAUAAAUGGACUAAAACCUGGGACGACUUAGGAAGAGUGCCAUAUGCGUUCAAAGACGAUCAAUGGGUUGGCUACGAUGACAAAUCAAGCUUAGAUCAUAAGAUAAAUUAUGUGUUAUCGAAAUGUCUGGGCGGUGCUAUGGUUUGGGAUUUAGCUUUGGACGACCACGCUGGUAUAAAUUGUGAAGAAGGAAAAUACCCGUUGAUUAAACACAUCAAAUCACGCUUAUCAACUUAUCCAAAUACUUGUGGAUCUACCAGCAGCUCAAGAACUUCAGUGAGUCCCAUAUGUCCUUAUUCUUCCAUAUCCCCGGUGCCACCUGUUAUAUCUCCCGAGAUCUCAAUUUUGCCUUACCCUACUACAAUCAUUUCUUCCUCAACUUCAGCUCUGGACGCCAAAACACCCAUUACAAUAGCUCCACCAAUUUCGAUUUCCAUUUCUACUGGCACUCCUUAUUCGGCUAUCGUUUCAACUUCAGAUAAACAAAAUGUUUCGAACGCCACUACUGAAAAUAUUGAAAACUCAACAAGAGUCACAGAGAUGGAAAAUUCUUAUUCUAGUACUCCUGUAUUUAUUGCUCCUACUUCAACCGACUCUAAAACUCUUAAAUUAUCGCUCAAUCCAUCAUUGGCAGCCAUAACUAAGACCAGCCUCUACUCAGAUUUAACGACCACACAAUCUACUGUUGAAGAAAUUACUUUAAUCUUGAAUGCAUCCACUUCAAACAUUAAUAUUUCAAUUCCUAAAACAUCUACAGCUGACACAGCCAUUACUGAAUUCGGAAAAUCUGGCAAGCUUAUAAUAAAUCUACAGCCUUUGAUUAAUUUAACCACUACAAAUAGGCCUCACACUAAUAUUAUUAGCCAAGUUGAUAUAAAAUCGACUUCAUCUCUCCCAAUUUCAGAAACUUCAUCAACCUUCAUUCCUCUGAUACCAAUAUUUACCAAAACAAUUCCUACUAAAGUAUCAACAUCUACGACAUGGACAAGCCCGAAAGAAGUAUCUAACUCCUUGAACAAUGCAAGUACUGCUAAUAUUGUUACCACGAAACCACUAAUUUCAACUUCUACAGGGAGUGUGAAUAAAGCUUCCACGCUUAUUGCCGACGUAAGCAAAAUCAAUUUGACCGAUUCUUUGAAACUUAACAUAACCCUUAGUACUGUGGUAGCAUCAACAACUAUAUCUAAAUUUGAACCGGAUAGUACCAAAAUAUCUGCAGCGACAGCGCAAGAUAAGAAUUCUAUUGAAGAUGACACAGAUUUAGAGGGCUACUGUAGGAGAAACUGGGGCAACCACAAAUUUAAAUGCACUAAAGAAGGAAGUUUUCAGGAUAAAUUUGAUUGUGGCCAUUACUACGAAUGCCUGUACAACCAAUUGACCUCCUCCUAUAUACAGUUUUAUAGAGCAUGCGCCGACCCCACAAAGACUAUGUACGAUCCUAUUUAUGGUGUUUGUAUAUGGAAACCCCCAGGCCACGAUAAAUAUCCUCGCAUAACGUUAGAUAAGUUGAAACUUUCAAUCGAGGAAGGAUCUUGCCAAUGUGAUGCCUAUAACAGUGGUGCCUCAAAGGAAGAAACGAUUACUACCAGUUCUUAUGUUGUUACGAUCUCGGAUGAAGCAGGGCCAAAAAGUGCGAUGAUAACAUCACCAUUUCCAACUUUACCUAAUGAUGAUGGAAAUGAUACCAACGAUACUAAUUCACGUUUGCUGUUAGAUAUUCUGACCUACAACACAACAAAUUUGCUAGGGAAUCUUGUCAAUGAGGAGACAACUAAGACAUUGAUCGCUGCUUGCAUUGCGGCUAUCAAAAAAGAAUUCACUUGUACUGGUAAUGGGCUCUUCGUUGAUCACUCCGAUUGCAGAUAUUAUUGGGAAUGCGUUCAGAGUUACAGCGGAUUUACGCGUUAUCGAAGACCUUGUUCAAUGGCCAGCAACUCUAACUUGCAAGACCCUGUUAAUGCCAAACAAAUAGUAGUUUUUGACCCCGAAAUAGGAACAUGUGUAUGGAAUUGGCAAUCCCAACUCUUCUCUCGUAAAUCCGAGUAUAGUAUUUUAGACUUAAAAAAUGAGAGCUCAAUCAUGACUGAGGGUUCCCAAAAAUGCCCUUGCAAUCGAAUGUUUACUAAAGAAGUGAACGAGAAGCCGGAUCAAGAGGAAAUCGUGGUAGAGGAAAAAGAACCCUACGUAACUUUGGAAGAAGAGAUUCCCACACCUGCUAAAGGUACUAAGGUUUUGUUUUGUUACUUUACUGGAUGGGACCAAUGGAAAAGAUACCCUUAUAACUUCACCACCGCUAAUGUCAAUCCACUACUCUGCACUCACCUCAUAUACGCCUUCCUAUACUUAGCACCUAAUUUUACCGUUCAAAAUAUCGAACAUAACACUGAAGAGCAAUUUGAACAAUUGAAUGCCUUGAAGAUUAUCAACCCUGAUCUUAAAAUAAUAGCUGGUGUGGGAGGUUGGAAUGCUGGUGCGAAAGUAUUUAGCGAUUUAGCCAGGAAUAAAACCACUAGAGACGUGUUCGUUAAAAGCGCAAAAGAGUAUUUAUUGAAAAGAAACUUGGACGGUAUAGAUAUAGAUUGGGAGUACCCUGGACACGAAGGUCAGGGGGGAAGAUUAAACGAAGAUAAAAUCAAUUUCCCAAUUUUUAUGAAGGAAUUGAGAGAAGAAUUAGAUAAAGAUCAAAAUAACGCUACUAACCCCAAAAAGUUACUUAUAACUGCUGCCGUAUCCGCUGGCGAAACGAAUAUCGACAACGGAUACGAUAUUCCAAAAUUGUCAAAAUAUUUCGAUUUCAUCGCAGUCAUGACAUACGAUAUGAAUGGUUUGUGGCAACCUAACGCAGGGCAUAACAGCCCUUUAUAUCAUUCCAAAUCAGACUUUUCUUUAAGUUGGGCCAUGAAAUAUUGGCACAAACAUGGUACUCCCUUGCAUAAAUUGUUGAUAGGAAUUCCAACAUACGGAAGAUUAUUUAAAUUGAGACACCAUUCAAACAAUAAGCCAGGAGAUGCCAUUAUUGGACCGGGACCUGUUGGGCCUUAUACUUCGGAAUCCGGAAUCUUGUCUAAUUAUGAAAUUUGUCAAAUUAUUCAUAAUAAUACUCUUGGCUGGACAAAGAAAUUCGACAAUGAUUCAUUAGUUCCAUACGCUUUCAAGGACAACCUCUGGCUAAGUUACGAAAAUAAAGAAAGCGUGAUAUUGAAAGCAAAAUACUUAAUCAAACAUAAUUAUGGUGGAGCCAUGGUAUGGAAUCUAGCUUUGGACGAUUUUGGAGGUUCAACUUGCAGUACGCAAAAGUUUCCCUUAAUAUCUACCGCUGCAAAAUUACUAAAUAUCCACGAUAAUUUUAUCAAUGCAGCAGAAGCGAAAAUCUCUUCAGCGGUUGGUUUUAGAACUGAUGAUUCUGACUCGCUAACAGAUGUUGACAAGUUCCUGGAAAAGCACCCGAAAUAUAACACUAGCGAAGCCUACCCCGGAAGAGACAUAUUCAAGGACUCUUUAAAAAAUUCUAAUAUUUCAUUGGAAUCCAUAAUAGCUACUCUAGUUCUCUUGAAAAGUAGGUUGAAGGCACUUUCCGAAAAUAACUCUUCUUUAACGGAUAAUGAUGGAGUGAAAAAAAUUAGAGAUGACCUUGGUAUUUGGGAUAAUCUUCCAAACUUAAACGUAAUGAUUUCAAAUUUAUAUAAGAACUCUGUUGAAAAUAUCAAUAACAUUAAUAACAAUCAAAGCGUAAAUAGAUCAAAGGAGGAUAUUAAAGCCAGUAAUGAUAUAAAUUAUGAAAUAACAUCUUAUCAUUUGAAAAAAGAUAAACCAUUUGGUUCAGCCUCUAAUACAACAGAUUACAACAACAUCGAGGAUAUAAAUAUAUUGAACAACAAUGCAUCUUCUGAGAUAUUUGUUAAGAGCUCAAAUCAACACAGAAAUUUAUAUAAGCAAAAUACCGAGAUUAAUCAUAAGAAUAAUGAUCUCGACUAUACUAAAACUGAUAUGUCUUUUAAUAUCGUAAAUAAUAGCUUAUCAGACGUUAAACGUUUGAAUACCGAGCGUAUACAGUCUAUUAAAAAAUUGAACAAUUUUACUUUUUUCAGCUCUAAAGGUCCAGUCUCUAUCAAAAUUAAUUCACAAACCAGUUUGAAAGAUACCACGGCAAAAAAUACUAAUGUCCUCAAUACAUUAACAAUUAUGCAAUAUUCACAAACCAGUUUGAAAGAUACAACGACAAAAAAUACUAAUGUCCUCAAUACAUAUACAAUUAAUGAUAUACGAUCAAAAGACAAGUUAGAUUAUAAAAGUAGAAACAAUUUGGAGUAUCAUGAUAUAUUUGAUUACAAUGAUAAUCAGGCUGACGCGAAAUAUAGAUUGCUUGAAAAGAAAGACCUUCAAUUUAUUGAUCCCGAAUCAAGCGAUGGCAUAACGGAACAAGUGAUAGGCGCCCCAAAAGUUAUACUUUCAGUUAUUUCUAAUCUCUUUUCUGUCCUCACUAACGCGACUUUAAAUGUAUCUGAAAAUAAUGUGACCAAAAAUGUUAACAAAGAUGAAAAUAUAUUUAAUGUGGACAUCAAGGAUGGCUAUGAGAGCAAGGAUUGGCUAGUUUUGCCAUUCAACUACGUCAAUUCCCCUUUAAAUCUAACCAGAGUGCUUAAUUUGGAGUUCAAACGCCCUGUUUUUAAUUCCGCAGAUCACAAUGGUUCUAUUGGAUCUAAAACUCUACCUCUUAAUAAAUCUAUCAGCAAGGAUGAUGAAGUUUUAAGCAGCAUAAAAUUAAUAGACCCCGUGCCUUUUGACUCACUCAAUAAUAUUCCGUCUAAACAACUCAAUUUAUCCAACAUCCUCUUACUCACUAAAAAUGAUACAAAGUUGGUAAAGACAAAUGAUACGGAUAAAGAUAAAACUUCAUCGAAAUCAGGUCUUGCGGAGGGGUUCCAGUUGGCUAGGAUAGUGUAUGCCAGACAAGACCUUCAAAACCCCGUUAGCGGAAAUAACUACAACGAUGGUUUCGAUAAUCGCUCCCUCUCUCUUUAUUAUUAUUACGCGGACCCUAAAAGGAGCGAUCCCGCAUCUUCUUCCUACCUUAUUUUCAAUCUUUCUUCCCUGAAUUUGAUUAACGAAGAUGAUAGGAGUAUGUAUGCCGCUUUCAAUAGGCACAGGGUUUAUAGGCCGGUUACCGUGAGCAAGGAGAUCCCUCGUGAAGAGAACGUAGAUCUGAUGACUAAAAUUUUGAGAAUCGAUGCAAAGCUUUUGAAAGGAGAACUCACAAAAAUCAUUCAUUUUUAACCCAAGAAAAAAAUAACCUGAUCUUUAAUGUUAUUACGAUUUUUUUUUUAAAAAUUUACGUGCAAUUACUAAUGUGAUUAGUUAUAUUUGAAUGACAAAUAAAUAUCAAUGUUAAAAAAAGAAAUAUUAUGAUAAACAAUUAAUAUAUUAUCUAUUUUUUUUAAAAAAAAUAUCAUUGUCGUACAAUUUUUUUGUAAAUUUGUUUUUAAAUUCUAUAUUUAAAAAAAAUAUAUAUAUGAAUUACCGUGAAAGUUUUAUAAAUUAAUUUUCCUCUUUCUGAUCAAAGCUGAAACUUUAUUUUAUAGAUUAUACACAUUAUAUAUUAUAU
This is a messenger RNA of Gordionus sp. m RMFG-2023, 6837 nucleotides long. RefSeq lists its product as uncharacterized. The record is from RefSeq and is a predicted model, not a curated record. Lineage: Eukaryota; Metazoa; Nematomorpha; Gordioida; Chordodea; Parachordodidae. Gene Ontology annotation, molecular function: chitin binding; chitinase activity. The transcript has 24 exons. Gene Ontology annotation, biological process: carbohydrate metabolic process; chitin catabolic process. Bases 18 to 6509 code for a protein of 2163 amino acids. Gene Ontology annotation, cellular component: extracellular region.